AUCGCAGUGAUGAUAUAACACAUACUACUGGCUCCGCGGUUUCGAGCAAUUGGUUCCAAAUCGAAGGAAAGUUGAACGGCCACGACAGUAAAAAUGAACAAGACGAUCUUUCUCGUUUGAGCCGCAUCGGAACCGCAACGUACAAGUUCUAUCCCUUCACCGCAAAACCGCAAAGUAUGCGAAGCCAUUUCCGAAAAGGUAUUAGUAACAGUAUUUCCUGUCGCCGAAUAUCAAAUUCAGAGAUAGGCGGGAUUUCUUUUGAGAAGAUAUGAAAUGCGGUUACAAAUCGAUCGAAUCGCUUGAUGGAAUUGAAUUCUUUGCGACUUAGCAUAUACCGUCAAUUAUUUUUAUAAUCUCGACCCAUCUGGAAAAAUGUGGCUUCUAGUUCAUAUUUUUAAAUAAACAAAAUACCGAGUCUAUUAAACUCGCGUGCGCGAGCAACUGCAAAAAGCGCGCUGGUAGCCGAAGAGACGGAAGAGCCGUAGCUCUUCGGGAAUGUAGCAUUGCGAACGCUUUUUGACCGUGUGAUUCACGGACGAUCUGGCAACAACGGGGCCCAAGGAGCAGCGAUCUUGCGGGAGUACAAGUCCCGUGAGAUAGAGACACGGUGAACACGGGCGGAAAGAGGAGCCGCAUAGGUACCAGCCGCGGUGCGACUGAGCUGAAGAGACGAUGGAAGACGGGAAGAGAGAAAGAGCGAGAGAGCGAGAGAGCGACCGGCCUCUGAGAUUGCCCGUGAGGCAGCAUAGUCGAGCGCGAGGACCGGGUCCAGCGCUCAUAAAACGAGUUCGUCUUGAGAGGCUUCAAAGUUUACCAGAGGAUUUUCCUCUGUCGCGCGUGUCGAUCUUCCCCGAAAUCGCCAAGACCGGUGGCAGGCACGUUUCAAAGCGAAAGUCGGAAGGAAAAGGAUAUAACGAUGCUCGACUAUUGCCUCGUCCAUGUGACCUGCUAGGAAUUAGUUCCUCUCGUGCUCCCGACGAGCGUCUCACUGAUCCGGUUGUGUGCAAAGGGACGAGCACGAGAACAAUGGGAACGAGAGCUGUUGCCGUUGCGGCGGCGGCAGGUGCUGCCGGGAUGUCUGGCGAGGCGGGAUUGGCUGGUGUACCAAGACUGCUGGAGGAUCUGGCGCGACUCUCGGAGGAUAAGGACUCGGCUGAUAUCGUGUUCCUGCUAGGGAGGGACGAGACCCCCGUUUAUGCCCACAGAAUAAUACUUCAAGCCAGGUGCAAGAACUUCACGGCCGCCAAGAGAAUCGGCACGGCCGGCAAUCCGACACCGGUACGAAUGCCACACGCGCAUCCAGAAACGUUCCGCCAGUUUAUCCGGUACAUCUACACCGGUAUGAUAAUACUACAAGAUACUGGGAUUUUCGAAAUGCUGGGUCUCGCGCAGGAACUUGGUAUAGAGGAGCUUUGGAGAAGUUGCGAGGAGCACGUGUCUGUUACUUUAAGUCCCGGAAACGCGUGUGCACUUUUAACCGCCGCUUUGGAGGCCCAGGAACGAGUUCCAGGAGGAAAGGCUGCCUGCUCAUCUUUUGUCGAGAAAUGUUUCGCUUUUAUCAGCGAAAAUGCCAUGGAUACAGUGAAGACGACAGCGUUCUGUAAUCUCCCAAAGGACGCUUUAGUAAAAUUGAUAUCGUCGGAUUAUCUCGGUUUGGAAGAAGAGGACGUAUGGCGGGCGGUCCUGAAUUGGGCGAAGUAUCAGGCAGGAGUUACGCAGCCCACGCAGCACUGGACCGAGGAAGAGCGCAUGAGGGUGUGCCAGCACUUGUCCGGUGUAAUAAACCACGUACGGCUGCUGUUGAUCGACAGCCAGGUGUUUGCGGAGGAGGUCGAGCCGACCGGUGCGGUGCCGAUAGAGAUGUCGUUGGAGAGGUACGAAUUUUUCAAUCCCGAUCGAUCGAGCGGCUCGAAAUUUCUAAGGUAUAGGUAUGCAGCUCUGCCGAACAAGUACUCGGAAGUGUGCUCCGACAAGCGAUUGCAGCCGCGAGUGAGCCCGUUUCUCUUUCCGGGCUCGCAGAUCCUUUCCAGGGACAAGGUCGGCUUCCAACGGGUCCUGAAUCAGUGGUACGGUGUGUCGAAACAGGGAUGGCGACUGGUCUACCGAGCGUCCACUCACGGCUACUCAGCGGCGUCUUUUCACCGGCACUGCGACAACGUUUGCCCGACGUACGUGAUAGUGCUGGGAGUGCGCGGCGAGAUAUGUGGAGGGUACAGCGACGUCCCGUGGGGUAAAACUAACUCGAAGGCGCAAUACAUCGCCUCGGAAAAGAGCUUCCUUUUCACAUUGACGAACAAUCAAGACGUACCGCCGACGAAGUUCGACAUCGUGAAAAAAUCAUUCGCGAUCUGCUACCAUCCGGACAUAGGGCCGAUCUUUGGUGCCGGAGCUGAUCUGCUUAUAUCGAGUAACUGCAAUGUCAACAAGGAGAGCUACAGCAAUCUCCCGCAUAGCUACGACGGCGACCACGCAUCUAAUCAGUUGCUUAUGGGGGACUAUCAUUUCUCGGUAAUCGACUACGAGGUUUUCACCCCGAGUCAUCCUGCCCCCAAAUCUAAUCACUAAAAUACCGUGAUAAAACCAGCGUUUGCAUACACAUUGCUGCUCUCGUAAUAAAUAUUUGUCACGAGCAUUAUAGUGAUUUACCCUCCGCGGGAAUUAUUUUAUAUUACAUAUCGAAAAGUAAUUUACUUAAUUCAUUCGUCACACAAAUCGUACUCUUUUUAUUCACGCAUGUCACUUCAAAGCAACGUCAUACACAAAGACUGAUUACUUUUUACCCCUUAUACGUAUCUUUAUUAUUUUAUUUUACUUAUAUCAGAUACGCAUCUAUAGACUUUUUGUAAUAAUUCUUGAAUAAAUGGCAAACCUACCGUUUCGAUCACUUAAGUGAUACUUAUUUGAUUCAGUA
Molecule: messenger RNA, 2911 nt
Organism: Vollenhovia emeryi
Lineage: Eukaryota; Metazoa; Arthropoda; Insecta; Hymenoptera; Formicidae
Exons: 10
Coding region: 673-2565 (630 amino acids)
Molecular function (GO): protein binding
Source: RefSeq, a predicted model, not a curated record